Molecule: messenger RNA, 5191 nt
Organism: Cheilinus undulatus (humphead wrasse)
Lineage: Eukaryota; Metazoa; Chordata; Actinopteri; Labriformes; Labridae
Gene: fhod1
Product: formin homology 2 domain containing 1
Exons: 28
Coding region: 117-4466 (1449 amino acids)
Biological process (GO): cortical actin cytoskeleton organization; actin filament network formation
Cellular component (GO): cytoskeleton; cytoplasm
Molecular function (GO): actin filament binding
Source: RefSeq, a predicted model, not a curated record
CCAGAGGGGACCCACGGCCGCGUCCUCUUCAUUUAAAACUUUCCUCCUGAACGGGAGGGAUCUGCAGCGAGUCACACCGAGACUUUUAGCCGCAGUGGAGUUUCGGUAACGCGAACAUGGCUUCAAUCGUGUGCCGGGUCCAGUACCUGGAGGACACGGAUCCGUUUAUCUGCACAAACUUUCCGGAACCUCGGAGACCUCCGACGGUGAACGUGGAGGAGAACCUGCCGCUCAGCGAGCAGAUCGCCGGGAUACACAAGCUGCUGGAGGCGCCUCUCAAGCUGGAGGAGUGCACACUUCAGUUGGCUCCUAAUGGAAACUAUCUGGACCUGGACUUGUCCAUGGCUGAGCAGAGAGACGAGCUGGAGAGCUUCUACGAAGAUUUGGCAAAAGGGAAGAAGCCCAUCCUGAUCCUGAGGACUCAGCUCUCUGUCCGUGUUCACUCCAUCCUGGAGAAGCUGUAUAACUCUCAGGGUCCAGAGCUCCGACGCUCUCUCUUCUCUCUUAAACAGCUCUUCCAGGAUGAUAAAGACCUGGUUCCAGAGUUUGUGGCGUCUGAAGGUUUGACGUGUUUUAUCAAAGUUGGAGCAGAGGCCGACACUAACUACCAGAACUACAUCCUGAGAGCUCUCAGUCAGAUCAUGCUGUUUGUGGACGGUAUGCAUGGAGUGAUAAACCACAAUGAGACAGUGCAGUGGCUGUACACACUGUCGGGGAGUCUGUCUCGUCUGGUGGUGAAGACAACUCUGAAGCUGCUCAUCGUCUUUGUGGAAUAUUCAGAGUCCAACAGUCCUCUGCUCAUUAACGCUGUCAACACAGUGGACGAAAAGAGAGGUGUGAAGCCAUGGAGUUACCUGAUGGAAGUCUUAGAGGAGAGAAAUGGCUCAGACACAGAGCUGCUCAUGUUUGCAAUGACGCUCAUCAACAAGACUUUAGCCGUGCUCCCGGACCAGGACUCGUUCUACGAUGUGACAGACAGUCUGGAGCAGCUGGGGAUGGAGACGAUCAUCUUCAAACACAUGAACAACAGAGGAACAGAGCCCGACCUGAGGGCUCAGUUCACCAUCUAUGAGACAGCUCUGAGGUACGAGGACGGUGACAUGGACGACUCCUCUCCUCACCUCCGUAAAGAGAGAAGGAAGAUGGGCACUGGCGAGCAGGAGGGGCGAAAGAAUCGCCGCUCCUCCAGCCAAAACAUGCCUGACCUCCUCCCCUCUCCAUCAGUUUCCUCCCCUGUCCCAACAGCAAUCCUCCCUCCCACCACAGAGAAUACCUUCCUCUCCCCCUCUGUUUCCCCUGCCAUUUCCCCUGCCAUUUCCCCUGCCAUCUCUCCUGCCGUCUCUCCUGUCAUAUCUCCUGCCAUAUCUCCUGCCAUCUCUCCAGCUAUCUCUCCCGCUGUUUCUCCUGCCAUCUCUUCCCCCAGUCCCACGGCAGGGUCGGACAGUAGGGCCUCAUCCCCACUGAUAUCCGAACCCGGCAGCCCUGCUUCCAGCCCGUCCGGAUCACAGAGAGGUUCUCCUCUGCCUCCCCACUCAGCCUCCAAUGGUACCAUAGCAACAGAGCAAGAUGUAAAGUCACCGACGAGCCCGGGUCGCUCUUUCCUCAGUCACCACAUGUCCGCUCUGGGUCUCGGCAGGAAGUCCAGACUCUUCUCCAAAGCCAGCUCCAUCUCUGAAGAGCAGUCAGCCACCGGCAGCUCGUCGCCCUCAGACCUCUCCCACCAAGAGAGGACAUCUCAGUCGAACCAGGAGCAGCCGGUGAAGACGGAGACGACUAAAACCAGUUUAAACUCUGGGGAGGAUGACCUGUUCAGCUGCUCUGAUGACCGUAAUGUUAACCCAAACAAGCCUGUUCUGAGGAAGUUUGAAGACACCUUCCUGCACCGCCUAGCAGCUGCACAGUGGGAGAAGAAGAGAAGAAGUAAACACCUGAGCCAGUCCAGACUGUCCUCAUCUGAUGAUGUCAUAACCCCGAGCCUGAAGCCUACAGAGGGGCUUGGUGGUGAGGAGUCGUCCCGGCAGGUGUCGACCUCCAGCAGUUUGGAUUCAAACGGACACUCAGACUCCCAGAAUGACCCAGCCUCCUCAGUGCAGCGGCCGAGCAGUACUUUGUCCAGUGACAAGAAGUUUCUGCUGGACAUGCUGUACUCCAGAAACUCUGCCUCAGCUCCCCUGAGCCAGACUGCUGCUGCUGCUCCUGACACCACCGAGGAAGAAAGCAGCUUCCAGCCUGGUGGAGAUGUAGGUAGUCGGGGUCGUCUGUUGGUCGUGCGUCUGUCCAGCUUUAAUGCUCAACCAGUGGAGCCCACAGGUCCCAGCGAGAGCAGCGCCUCCCGCAGGGCAGAGCUGGAGGGGCUGGAAGGUUCUGCACAAGCAGCUCUGGCCCGGCUGGCUGAAGAGAGACAGAACCGAAACCUCCGGCAGCAGAGCAGCAUUGACAUGGAGAGCCAUGCUCGCCGUCUGGAGUCCACCCAGAUGAGUCCUCUGGGCCCUGGAGGCCCUCCUGAUGCCUGGGAGCAGCUGCAGCCAAGCGCCGCCGCCCUGCGCAUCAAAGACCUGGACUUCUCGGACCUGCUGGAUGAGGAGGACAUUGACGUGUUGGACAUGGACACCUUUGACUCCACCUCUGCCCCUUCCUGUUAUUCUGGCCUCCCUCCUCCUGCUCCUCCUCCACCAGGCAUGGCCGGAGUUCCACCACCACCACCUCCCCCUCCCCCUCCUCCAGGCCCGGCCGGACCUCCCCCUCCUCCUCCUGCUCCUCCACUUCCAGGAGGUCUAGUUCCUCCUCCACCUCCUCCCCCUCCACCUGGUGCUCCCCCUCCUCCUUCCUCCCCCUCCUCGGCAGCUUCCACCCAGAAGAAGAAGAAGACGGUGAAGUUGUUCUGGAAGGAGCUGAAGCAGGCUGAUGGGCCUCAGAAGUGUCGCUUUGGUCGGGGGACCGUGUGGGCGUCUCUUGACAAGGUGGCAGUGGACACCUCCAAACUCGAACACCUGUUUGAGUCUAAAGCCAAGGAGCUGCCUGUUGCCAAGAAAGGACCUGAGACAAAGAAGUCUGAGAUUCUUGUUUUGGACCCAAAGAGGAGUAAUGCUAUCAACAUCGGGAUGACUGUCCUGCCUGCUAUCCACGUCAUCAAAACCGCCAUCCUCAACUUUGACGAGUUCGCCAUCAGUAAGGAGGGCAUCGAGAAGAUCCUGACCAUGACCCCCACAGAUGAGGAGAAGCAGAAGAUCCAGGAGGCUCAGCUGGCCAAUCCUGAUGUUCCUCUUGGCACGGCAGAGCAGUUUCUGUUCAGCUUGGCCUCCAUUAGCGCCUUGACUCCCCGCCUGCAGCUCUGGGCCUUUAAACUGAACUAUGAGGCACUGGAGAAGGAGAUCGCAGAGCCACUGUUUGACUUGAAGCUAGGCAUGGAGCAGCUCGCCUCCAAUCAGACCUUCAAGAGGAUCCUUGCCACACUCCUGGCCAUCGGGAACUUCCUCAACAGCUCCAACGCUAAAGGCUUUGAGCUGGGUUACCUGGAGAAGGUGGUGGAGGUGAAGGACACCGUGCACCGUCAGACCCUGCUGCAUCACACCUGCUGCCAGGUGGUGGACAAUUACCCAGAAUCCUCUGAUAUCUACUCAGAGAUCCCUGCCAUCACCCGCUCCGCCAAAGUGGACUUUGAGCUGCUGUCUGAGAACCUGGUCCAGCUGGAGAGACGCUGCAAAGCAUCAUGGGACAACCUGAAGGUGGUGGCCAAACAUGAAACCAAAGCCUUGCUGAAGAACAAGUUGACAGAGUUCCUGAAGGACUGCACACAGAGGAUCAUCAUCCUCAAGGUGGUCCACCGGAGGGUCAUCAACAGGUUUCACUCCUUCUUGUUAUUCCUGGGUCAGCCGUCCUCAUCAGUCCGAGACAUUAAAGUCACCAGUUUCUGUCGGAUCAUCAGCGAGUUCUCUCUGGAGUAUCGAACCACCAGAGAACGCGUCCUCACCAUGAAACGGAAACGAGCCGCUCACAGGGAGAGAACAAAGACCCGGGGAAAGAUGAUCACUGAGACGGAGAAAUUUUCGGGGGCGGUGCCUCAAGAAGAUAGCCCCUCCCCUGUCUCCAUGGCAGCAGAGGCAGAGCCAGGUCAGGAGGAGGAGCAUGAGAACAUGAAGAACCUUCUGAUCAGCAGCAGCCUGAGUGCAGAUCAGCGAGGACUCAGACGAUCCAGAGCCGUCCGCAGUCUGGGUAGAGUGAGUCCAUCCCAGAUGUCUGUAGCCAAAGAGGAUGGGACCAGCUCCCAGGAUGAUGCCACAGAUGAGAUCAUGGACAGACUUGUUAAAUCUGUUACCCAGAAUCCCUCAGACAGACCGUCCAGUCCCAAAACUCGCAAACGGUCCCGAGUGAACAGGAAGUCAUUGAGGAGGACUCUGAAGAGCGGCCUCAGUCUGGAUGUCGUUCAGGCUCUCGGACUCAACAACAAGACCGCAGACAAGGUCUGACUGACCAAUCAGUGAACAGCACCAACCAAAGAGACUGAACCCAGACCAGCAGAGAGAAGGAUGCCAUGAAAACAGAUUGUAUUAUGGAGUGUUUCUGCAGGAGAAUCUCUGCUGUGGUUGCUAGUUUGUUUUAUUAAUUUAACUGAUGGCUCUUGAACAUGAAUGUUUCUAAAUGUUACACCAAAGAUCUGACUGUAGACAGCUGAGAUUAUUUAAAUACAUCCAGACCUUUUGAGGGGAAAUAAGCUUUUAAAUAAAGUUCUGAACAAUCAAAUAACCGGUCAUUUACAAAGAAAGUAAAUCAUUUGCUCUUAAUGUUGUCACUGUUAUCACUCCAACAUGAGGAGGAAGUCUCUAAGUUUUUGAAAAGUUCUGAGCGUUACCAGAAACAAAGUUCAACAGAAAAACAAAAUCAUUAAGGUGAUAAAGAACUGUUCUACUUUACUGCCACUGCUUUAAUGUGUGUCUGUUUGUGAGUGUUUAUGUGUGUUAUUUUAUUAAAUAACAGGAUGUACAGUCAUUGAUCUGAGCACAUAUCUCUGUACAGUCGAGAUAUUAUUUUGCACUUUAGGUCAGUUCGUGUGACUUGUUGGUAAUUUUUUUUUCUUCAUGUGUUUUAAGAGAACAAAGGACAAAGACUGUUUUAACUUAAAGAGGAGUAUUUUACAAAUUAGUGUAAGAUUGAAUGUGUUCCUUCUAUCAUUAAUAAAGGUUUUUAAUAAAGA